Messenger RNA from Nannizzia gypsea CBS 118893, 861 nucleotides. RefSeq lists its product as hypothetical. The record is from RefSeq and is a predicted model, not a curated record. NCBI's taxonomy places the organism in Eukaryota, Fungi, Ascomycota, Eurotiomycetes, Onygenales, Arthrodermataceae. Bases 1 to 861 code for a protein of 286 amino acids. The transcript has a single exon.
AUGGAGGAUCGAAACCUCUGGGUUGAAUUUGCGUCCCAGCCUGGUGUCGUACAAGGAGGGUUAUAUGCAGCAAACAACCUCACCAAACGCCAACUUAUAAACAUACUCAAUGUCGCAUUUCGGCCAAGUGGUGGCUUUGACAUAUCUCAGCGUGGCUCAGUGGCUCCUCUGGCUGCGACAGAUGACGUUGUUGAGCCUGGCCACUACAUUCUAUCGUCAACUAUCCCAGAGCAGGAUGUCUCCGCGAGUGAUGAGCAAUAUCACCGACGCACCCUUUCGCUUUCUGAUACGGGUAGGGAUGAGGCUUUUAGGCGCGAUGUUAGGCAGCGAGAUGGCCGCUGUGUCAUCACUGGCAGAGUAAAUACUGUUGCUAGUCUAGGUAAAUGGCGCGGCUUCGAGGCGGCCCAUAUCUUUCCUCUUGCCCUAUCGAUGAUAUUUACAAGCUGCGGGUUCUCGAAUGUUAUUACAGAUAAUAGGGGGAUCGACUCCCCUAUCAAUGGCCUCUUGCUACGGUCAGACAUUCAUCAGAUGUGGGAUGGAUAUGAGUUUGCGGUUAACCCUGAUGAUAACUACCGUGUUUACAGCUUUCAAGGGAACGCGGCGGAAUAUCAUGGGUCUACUCUCCACGAAGUCUGUCGCCAGUCAGAAGCCAAAGUGUCAGAUGCUUUGUUACGCUGGCAUUUCGAGCAAGCAGUGCUCGGUAACGUUCGUGGUGCAGCUGAGCCAGCGUUCGAGUUUGAUUUUCCCCCAGGCACCGACAUAAUGGGCGAGAUUCGCGAGGGACCUUUGGCUGCAGAAAGAAUGGAAACUGAGCUUUUUGGUCGUUUGUAUGGAUACCACCAAGGGGAAGAAGCCGUUUGA